Molecule: messenger RNA, 1657 nt
Organism: Gigantopelta aegis
Lineage: Eukaryota; Metazoa; Mollusca; Gastropoda; Neomphalida; Peltospiridae
Product: oxidoreductase HTATIP2-like
Exons: 6
Coding region: 79-819 (246 amino acids)
Biological process (GO): import into nucleus
Cellular component (GO): cytoplasm
Source: RefSeq, a predicted model, not a curated record
GAAAGAUGCCUUUGAUUUUCAUCAGUAUUUGUCAGCUACUUACUGCAACAUUUUAAGUGCAAAGCAAGUAGCAAUAGAAUGGCAGGUGAGGAGAUUUCAAGUUUUAAAGAAUUCCAAAAGAUAGGUCACUCUGCAUUUAUCCUUGGCUACACGGGAAAAGUUGGAAAGGCUCUUACUAAGGAGCUGGCCAAGGCCAAGCUGUUUAAGAAAGUAUUUCUGAUUGGGCGGAGACAAGUACAACUUGAUGGUGAUAUUGGAGAAGAAUUUGAGCAAAUAGUUGUUGACUUUGAAAAAAUUGAAGACUAUGCAGACAUUUUUAAAGACAUUGAUGUUGGUUUCUGCUGUUUGGGUACAACAACAAAAAAUGGAACAGAAAGCUUUGUUCGUGUUGAUCACGAUUAUGUCAUAAAAUCGGCAGAACUUGCCAAAAGUGGAGGAUGUAAACACUUUAACUUUAUAUCAACCAAGUGGGCAGACAGGAAUGGUACACUUUUGUACAUAAAGACAAAGGGGCAAGUUGAAGAAGCAUUGAAAGUGAUGCAUUUUAACAGACUUUCUGUUUUUCGACCUGGAGGUAUUCUAGGUCACAGAGAUGACAGUCGACUCACAGAAACUGUUGCUACAUUUUUCUUAAAGCCUGUGACAUUUCUGUUUCCAACUGCCAUUACGAUUCCCGUGGAAAUGUUUGCCAAGGCGAUGAUAAAAAAUACGGUCACCCCAGCUGAUCAUCCAGUGGAGAUACUGGAAAACAAGGACAUCCACGCGAUCUCAGGUUCAUUGACAAUGUGUCACACAGAUCAGAAACAAGCUGCAGACUAAUAAUUGGUAUCUUGGGUUGGAAUAUUCAGUAAAAGUUUACAGUAGCCUGUUGGAGAAGGAUUUUAUAAAUUAUAUAAUAUGUAAUUGUUCAGUCUGUUCUAGAAUUUAUCGCAUUGGAUGGGUAAGGAGGCAAAUGUUUUGUUUUGUAUACCGACCACACACAAAAUAAAACUAAUUAAACCAAGAAUGUAUAGAGGGGAAAACAAAAGACUGCUAAGACACACCAGGCCACUACACACCCAAACUAUUUAAACCAAUUAUGUAUAGGGUGGGGUAGAGAAAGUUGUAGACCUAAGACACACCAAAAUAUGACUGUUUAAAGCAAAUGGGGUGUAGAGAAAGUUGUAGACCUAAGACACACCAAAUGGGGGGUAGUGAAAGUUGUAGACCUAAGACACACCAAAUGGGGUGUAGAGAAAGUUGUAGACCUAAGACACACCAAAAUAUGACUGUUUAAAGCAAAUGGGGUGUAGUGAAAGUUGUAGACCUAUGACACCAAAAUAUGACUGUUUAAAGCAAAUGGGGGGUAGUGAAAGUUGUAGACCUAAGACACACCAAAUGGGGGGUAGUGAAAGUUGUAGACCUAAGACACACCAAAUGGGGGGUAGUGAAAGUUGUAGACCUAUGACACCAAAAUAUGACUGUUUAAAGCAAAUGGGGGGUAGUGAAAGUUGUAGACCUAAGACACACCAAAUGGGGGGUAGUGAAAGUUGUAGACCUAAGACACACCAAAUGGGGGGUAGUGAAAGUUGUAGACCUAAGACACACCAGGCCACCACACACAAAAUAAAACUGUUUGAAUCAAGUGGGGGGUGGGGGUGGGAGGGUAGAGAAAGUU